CCUGGACUCUGGGCCUCCCUGCCCGCCCCCUUCCCCGGUUCCUUCUCGAGCCUCGCUCAGGGCUAGGAGCGAGCAGUUCUCCUCCCCGCGUCCCUCCCUCUCUCUCCAGCCUUUUUGGGGAGGGGCUUUCCACGCUCCGGGGAGUUUCCAAGGGUCGCCAGCGCCGCGCUUGCCUUUCCAUUUCGCCUUCACCUGGAUAUAAUUUCCAAGCGAAGCUGCCCCCAGGAUGACCACGCUGGCCGGAGCUGUGCCCAGGAUGAUGCGGCCGGGCCCGGGGCAGAACUACCCGCGCAGCGGCUUCCCUCUGGAAGUGUCCACUCCCCUCGGCCAGGGCCGUGUCAACCAGCUUGGUGGCGUAUUUAUCAACGGCAGGCCGCUACCCAACCACAUCCGCCACAAGAUCGUGGAGAUGGCCCACCACGGAAUCCGGCCCUGCGUCAUCUCCCGCCAGUUGCGUGUGUCCCACGGCUGCGUCUCUAAGAUCCUGUGCAGGUACCAGGAGACAGGUUCCAUCCGUCCUGGGGCCAUUGGCGGCAGCAAGCCCAAGCAGGUGACAACGCCUGACGUGGAGAAGAAAAUUGAGGAAUACAAAAGAGAGAACCCGGGCAUGUUCAGCUGGGAAAUUCGAGACAAAUUACUUAAGGACGCUGUCUGUGAUCGAAACACUGUGCCCUCAGUGAGUUCCAUCAGCCGCAUCUUGAGGAGUAAAUUCGGGAAAGGCGAAGAGGAGGACGCUGACCUGGACAGGAAGGAGGCCGAGGAGAGCGAGAAGAAGGCGAAACACAGCAUCGAUGGCAUCCUGAGCGAACGAGCCUCAGCACCGCAAUCAGAUGAAGGCUCCGACAUCGACUCCGAACCAGACUUGCCACUAAAGAGGAAACAGCGCAGGAGCCGAACCACUUUCACAGCAGAACAGCUUGAAGAGCUGGAGCGAGCUUUUGAGAGAACCCACUACCCUGAUAUUUAUACCAGGGAGGAGCUGGCACAGAGGGCGAAGCUCACCGAGGCCCGGGUCCAGGUUUGGUUUAGCAACCGCCGUGCGAGAUGGAGGAAGCAAGCUGGGGCCAAUCAGCUGAUGGCCUUCAACCAUCUCAUUCCGGGGGGAUUCCCUCCCACUGCCAUGCCGACCCUGCCAACAUACCAGCUGUCGGAGACAUCUUACCAGCCCACAGCUAUUCCACAAGCCGUGUCGGAUCCCAGCAGCACUGUUCACAGACCUCAGCCGCUUCCUCCAAGCACCGUACACCAAAGCACUAUUCCUUCGAACCCAGACAGCAGCUCUGCCUACUGCCUCCCCAGCACCAGGCAUGGAUUUUCCAGCUAUACAGACAGCUUUGUGCCUCCGUCUGGGCCCUCCAACCCCAUGAACCCCGCCAUUGGCAAUGGCCUUUCACCUCAGGUAAUGGGACUCCUGACCAACCACGGUGGCGUACCCCAUCAGCCCCAGACCGAUUAUGCUCUCUCCCCUCUCACCGGCGGCCUGGAACCUACCACCACGGUGUCGGCCAGCUGCAGUCAGAGACUAGACCAUAUGAAGAGCUUGGACAGUCUGCCAACAUCUCAGUCCUACUGUCCACCCACCUAUAGCACCACGGGCUACAGUAUGGACCCUGUCACAGGCUACCAAUAUGGGCAGUAUGGACAAAGUGCCUUUCAUUAUCUCAAGCCAGAUAUCGCUUGGUUUCAAAUUCUUUUGAACAUAUUGGACAAAAGCAGUGGAAGAAAGGAAGGCUCGGAACGGUGAAAAGACAAAUGCAACAUUUUAAGGCAAUGAUUUAACGUGGUUACACAUCAAAUAGCCCAACUCUUUAGUGCUGAUGAUCAAGGAGCUAAAACAUUCCAUCUGUGUGUGUGUGUGUGCGUGCGUGUGCGUAUGUCCCUGUGUGUGAGAUUUAUCUGGACUGGUUCAGGCAAGCAGAAUGUUCUAAACUAUUGUUGGAAAGUACUCUGAAGUAUCACGUGUUUGAUGUUCAAUGCUGACACUCCUACAGUUGUAAAACUGCUCCCGUAACGAAGCAGGAAUGGAGGAAUCCUUGACUUUUUUACACACUGGAAAUGGAUAUAAAAAAUCAAUGGCACCAUUUUUUAGGAAGUUAGACUAGAUGUAAAGGACCUCCCAAAUAAAUUAUUUGUGAUCUUAUCCUCAUUUGUAACCCAGUUGUCAAUAAAUGUCCCCGGGGGCGGACAGCCUUGCGGACAGGAUAUGGGAUAACGGAAAGGAAAAGUUUGUUUUCUUUCUUGGUGUGGGGAGAGGUAGGCGACAUUGUCCCAGUUCAUUUUCAUUUUGAAGCCAGCCUGGC
This is a messenger RNA of Ailuropoda melanoleuca (giant panda), 2300 nucleotides long. It is a transcript of the gene PAX3, whose product is annotated as paired box 3. NCBI's taxonomy places the organism in Eukaryota, Metazoa, Chordata, Mammalia, Carnivora, Ursidae. Gene Ontology annotation, molecular function: DNA-binding transcription factor activity, RNA polymerase II-specific; RNA polymerase II cis-regulatory region sequence-specific DNA binding. The transcript is spliced from 10 exons. Gene Ontology annotation, biological process: anatomical structure development; regulation of transcription by RNA polymerase II. Bases 227 to 1744 code for a protein of 505 amino acids. The record is from RefSeq and is a predicted model, not a curated record.